Saccostrea cuccullata (small rock oyster) is the source of this 1802-nucleotide messenger RNA. Its product is annotated as tripartite motif-containing protein 55-like. Gene Ontology annotation, molecular function: protein binding; zinc ion binding; translation repressor activity. NCBI's taxonomy places the organism in Eukaryota, Metazoa, Mollusca, Bivalvia, Ostreida, Ostreidae. Bases 55 to 1743 code for a protein of 562 amino acids. Gene Ontology annotation, biological process: protein polyubiquitination; proteasome-mediated ubiquitin-dependent protein catabolic process; negative regulation of translation. The transcript has a single exon. The record is from RefSeq and is a predicted model, not a curated record.
CUAUUUAAAAAAUCAUGAAUAAAAGAAAUCUCAAAUUUUAGAUUCAAAGCCAUCAUGGAUCCCCGCCUCAGUGCCCAGGAUUUGAUCAGAUGUGACUUAUGCGAGACAGCUGUAGUACAGAUGUACUGUGAUUUCUGUCAUGUCAAGCUUUGUAAACCCUGUAUUGGAGAACACAUUGCUGAGGAGUAUAACAAGCAUCAAAUUGUCCCAUUUCAGCAAAGAAAAUCAACCUUGAUUUAUCCAAAGUGUACAACACAUCCGACCAAAACCUGUGAAUUACAAUGCAAAGAAUGUGACAUCCCUAUUUGUGCUUUGUGCUCAGUAUCUGAAAGUCAUAAGAGACACUCAAUGUCAAACCUUUUCGAAAUUUAUAACACAAAGAGACAAACCAUUGAAAAAGACUUACAGGAUAUAGAAAGCAUAAUUUCCCCAACAUAUGAAGAAAUUGCCACUGGUACAGAAAUCCAGAUAGAAAACUUAGAAAGAGAAUAUGAGAAACUUACAACAGCAGUGAAAAACCAUGGAGAAGAAUGCCACAAAGAAAUUGACAACAUUGUCAACAAACUGACAACAGAAAUUAAAGAGAUGAAAAUCAAACACAAGGCCAUUCUAAAGAAACAUCUGGAAGAAAUCAAACAGAUACAGUCAGUUAUUGAACAAACACUGCUCAGUCUGAAAAAAGUGGAAGAAUCAAAUGAAAUACUAGUAUCUAUGGCUAUAGAAUAUAAGUCUAAAAACCAAGAAUUCUGCAAUCUUCCUCCAAAAGUUCUAGUAUCACUGCCAAUAUUUAGCCCAAAGACAAUAGAUACUGAACAGCAUUACAAGUUGUUUGGAUCUUUGAUACCAUUAUCCACCACAACAGAAGAAAAUGGAUACAAACUGAAGAAACCAGAGACACCAGCUAGAGAACUGCUGGAAGAACCAGAACUUAUCACCACUAUAAAUACUAAUUAUAAAGAACUCCGUAGUGUUGCCUGUCUCAGUGAAGAAGAAAUCUGGACAAGUGGAGUAGACAGUGAUAUGAAAUGUUUAAACAUCCAAGGUUCACUUAUCAAGACAAUCGGAACAAAAACAGGAGAGUGGCCUUAUGAUAUAGCAGUGACAAUUGAUGGGGCUUUAGUUUACUCUGAUUGGGAAAGAAAGACCAUAAAUAAAGUGAAGAAUGGACAGACAGUGGAGAUGAUCAGACUACAGGGCUGGCGACCUUUACAACUCUGUGUUACCUCCUCUGGUGAUCUCCUGAUUACCAUGUACAGAGAUGAUUAUUUCUUGGUUUCUAUAUUUCCUAGACCACGGUCCAAAGUUGUCCGUUACUCAGGCUUCACAGAGAAACAAACAAUCCAGUUUGAUGAGGAGGGUAAACCUCUGUAUUCAGGAAAUAAUACAACUAAGUGCAUCAGUGAGAACAGAAACCUAGAUAUCUGUGUGGCUGACCGGGAAGCUGGUGCUGUAGUAGUGGUCAAUCAGGCUGGAAGACUCCGAUUUAGAUACACUGGUCAUCCUUCUGCUACAAAAAACAAACCAUUUAAACCCCGCAACAUCACAACAGACAGCCAGAGUCAGAUCCUGACAGCAGACCGUGAUAACCACUGUAUCCACAUCCUAGAUCAGGAUGGUCAGUUCCUCCGUUAUAUAGAUAACUGUGGUCUGAGGGAGCCAUUUGGUUUAUGUGUGGACAAAAAAGACAAUUUGUUUGUGGCUGAGUGGAGUGGAAAGCUUAAGAAAAUUAAAUAUCUUAGAUAGACAUGUAUUUAGGUAUAUAAUGUGGACACCCUUUUUUAAAAAAGCCUAAAAGGUACUCA